AGCCCGCCCGGGCGCGCAACGUCAGUGGAGACCGGCAGAGCUCCAAGGGGGAGGGGAGAGGACCAGCGGGCACUGUCAUCAACGCAGGUCCCCGGGGCCCCGCCGUUCUUUUGGCCGACAGAUACCCGCUGGAGCUUCCUUAAAGAUCCCCGUUCAGCUCCAGCUUCCGAUCGCCAACGUCUUUUAGCAACUCCCCGUCACCUCGCUUUGACUGUCGAAGACUCUGGUGAAUACAAGCUGUAUUCAAUUCCCCCCCCCCAAGAGACAGAAGAGAAGGACGAAAUGGCACCCGCAAGAGCUUGCGCCGACGCCCUCCGCGCGAGCAGCAGCCGCCUCGGUUCCGUCGUCGCCCCGACAGCGGCUACGAGACGGUGCUUUGCUGCUGCUGCUGCCAAGUCGACGUUCUCGGCCCGCGUUACGGGAAAGAUGACGACGGCACGCCUCGGUUUGAGUGUUACUCCUGCUGCGGCGGCGAGGACGACGGCGGCGGCACGCUUCUUCUCCUCGGAGAAGGAAAGGGUCGAGGACGACUACCACCAGAUCUCCGCCAACGGGAGCAAGAUCUGGGACUUUAGCCAGAUGGCGGAGCUGGCCAAGGAUCCCGGCAACGUCGUCAUUGUCGAUGCCCGUGAACCAGGCGAACUCGUAGACACAGGCCGCAUCCCCACCGCAAUCAACAUCCCCGUCGCCACGGCGCCCGAGAGCUUCCUCAUCGCCGAAGAGGACUUCGAGGACCGGUACGGGUACCCGCGCCCGAAGAAGGAUACGGAGCUGGUUUUCUAUUGCAAGGCUGGCGUGCGGAGCCGGGCGCUGGCGACGCUGGCGCGGGAUGCUGGGUGGACCAAGGUCGGGGAGUAUCCCGGUAGCUGGCUGGACUGGGCGAAGAAGGGAGGGGAGGUUGAGAGGGGUGGGAAGGGGCCUGGGCAGGAGUAA
Molecule: messenger RNA, 933 nt
Organism: Colletotrichum phormii
Lineage: Eukaryota; Fungi; Ascomycota; Sordariomycetes; Glomerellales; Glomerellaceae
Product: Rhodanese-like domain-containing protein
Exons: 2
Coding region: 283-933 (216 amino acids)
Cellular component (GO): mitochondrion
Molecular function (GO): thiosulfate-cyanide sulfurtransferase activity
Source: RefSeq, a predicted model, not a curated record